Molecule: messenger RNA, 1971 nt
Organism: Phycodurus eques (leafy seadragon)
Lineage: Eukaryota; Metazoa; Chordata; Actinopteri; Syngnathiformes; Syngnathidae
Gene: gdi2
Product: GDP dissociation inhibitor 2
Exons: 10
Coding region: 104-1447 (447 amino acids)
Biological process (GO): vesicle-mediated transport; small GTPase-mediated signal transduction; protein transport
Cellular component (GO): cytoplasm
Molecular function (GO): Rab GDP-dissociation inhibitor activity
Source: RefSeq, a predicted model, not a curated record
CCUGAGCCCAGCCCCUUACCACUUCAGCCCCGCAGGAUCUCCAUUUUUUUUCUUCUUUCCCUGUCGAGGAGCUCCGCCACCACAAUCCAAAGGCUUUUUCGAAAUGAAUGACGAAUACGACGUUAUCGUCCUCGGCACCGGACUGACGGAAUGCAUCUUGUCUGGAAUCAUGUCGGUGAAGGGGAAGAAGGUGCUGCACAUGGACCGCAACUCUUACUAUGGAGCUGACAGUGCCUCCAUCACGCCUUUGGAUGAUCUCUACGCACGCUUCAACCUCCCCGGCAAACCUCCCGAGUCCAUGGGAAAAGGUCGGGAUUGGAACGUGGACCUCGUCCCAAAAUUCCUCAUGGCCAAUGGUCAACUGGUCCGCAUGCUGCUGAUCACCCAGGUGACCCGUUACCUGGAUUUCAAAGUGAUCGAGGGCAGCUUUGUGUACAAGGCCGGCAAAAUUUACAAAGUCCCCUCCACGGAGACCGAGGCUCUGAUGUCGAGUCUGAUGGGCAUGUUUGAGAAACGACGCUUCAGGAAAUUCCUGAUCUACAUUGCCAACUUUGACGAAAACGACCCCAAAACCUUGGAAGGCUUCGACCCCCACAAGACGACCAUGAAAGCUAUUUUCGAGAAGUUCAACUUGGGCAAGGAUGUCAUCGACUUCACUGGCCACUCCCUCGCUCUCUACCGCACAGAUGAAUACCUGAAUCAGCCCUGCAUCAACACAAUAAACAGGAUAAAGCUUUACAGUGAGUCACUCGCCAGAUAUGGCAAGAGCCCAUACCUCUACCCCCUGUACGGCUUGGGAGAACUGCCACAAGGCUUUGCCAGGCUGAGUGCCAUCUACGGUGGGACGUACAUGUUAAACAAGCCCAUUGAGGAGAUAGUGAUGGAGAACGGAAAGGUGGUUGGAGUCAAGUCCGAGGGCGAGAUCGCCAGGUGCAAGCAGCUGAUUUGCGACCCCAGCUACUUCAUGGAGCAAACCUCCAAAGUGGGCCAGGUGAUCAGGGCCAUCUGCAUCUUGAGUCACCCCAUCAGCAACACGGGCGACAUCAAUUCUUGCCAGAUCAUCAUCCCCCAGAACCAGGUUAACAGGAAGCACGACAUCUACGUUUGUAUGAUCUCCUUCGCUCACAACGUGGCGGCACAGGGCAAAUACAUUGCCAUCGCCAGCACCACGGUGGAAACGAAUGACCCUGAGAAAGAGAUCAAGCCCGCCCUGGACCUACUGGAGCCCAUCGAGCAGAAGUUUGUCAGCGUCAGUGACCAGUUUACUCCUAAUGACGAUGGCACUGAAAGCCAGAUUUUCAUCUCCCGUUCAUACGAUGCCACCACCCACUUCGAGACUACCUGCGACGACAUCAAGAGCAUCUACCGGAGGAUGACUGGCUCAGACUUUGACUUUGCCGAGAUGGAGCGCGGGAAGAAAGACAUCUACGGCGACGCUGCCGAGUAGAGACCGCCACGGCCGCAACGCACUCCUCAUCAUCACAGACGAACGCUGCCCAAAACUGAAACCUCAUAUAGAAAGAAUACUGACUCAAAAUAAAUGUACACAUCCCAAGUUUAUGUGGCGAUCCUGUGGGAAGUUGAUCAUCUAGAGUUCUGAAAUAGUGUUGCUGGAUUAAGAUCAGGAAGGGAGCUGUGAUUUUUUUUUUUUUUUUUUAAAUCACUCUCAGAUGGCUGAUGCACUUAACAGUGGUUACAAAAAUACAAUAAUACCCUAUAGUUUGAUGUCAAAAACAAUGCAGAGUCCAAAGAUGCCAAAUUAACAUCCAGUACAUCAUUUUGUGUAUGUGUUUGUAGGCAGGGGGAAUUACUUAUACUGUUUUAAAUUGUAUUUGAACGUGUUCAGGUAUUUUUUUUCUCUUCAGGUUGAUUCGGUUGUUAAAAAAAAGUGGAUAUGUCAACAUUGUCUUUAGGGGGUGUUUUUGUAUUUCCCACACUACCAUAAAUCAUAAAACUACCUGGACUUCUCAA